Girardinichthys multiradiatus is the source of this 3076-nucleotide messenger RNA. RefSeq names its product MAP7 domain-containing protein 1-like. The record is from RefSeq and is a predicted model, not a curated record. Bases 295 to 2622 code for a protein of 775 amino acids. Lineage: Eukaryota; Metazoa; Chordata; Actinopteri; Cyprinodontiformes; Goodeidae. The transcript has 18 exons. Gene Ontology annotation, biological process: microtubule cytoskeleton organization. Gene Ontology annotation, cellular component: microtubule cytoskeleton.
UUUUCAGUCUCUCCCUGUAGAUUCCUCAGUGAAGACCUUCACACCCGCAGGGCUGAGCCGAACCUCUGGUUUUCAGAACUCACCGAGCGGAUCUGGUUCCUAAAUCAGAUUUGAACACUUUUUAAAUUCCCGGCGUUGGUUCUGUUUGGAUUCCGUUUUUUUCCCGCAUCGUUUACCGUCUCGACUCCUUCCUCUGCAGCUGGGUGUGUUUGGGACAGCUGAACCAGAGUUCGGCUGCUGUACCGCGGUGGUUCUGAGGAAUGAACCCAUCUGGACUCCGCCUGGACCGACACCAUGGAUUAUAAAGAGCUGGGGGUCCGUUUGGAGGAGAAGCUGACCCUGACAGAGAAGACUCUGCCUCUGCCGUCAGAAUCUCCAUCCCUCCAGAACGGUGACAAGAAGCCAGGGAAUGAACUUCUGACACCGGAUGACUCGGCUGUCUCGGAUCUCUCUCCUAAAACAGACUCCAAAUCAGAGACCCUCACCAAGACAGAUGCCUCCUUAAAGACCGAAGCCAGACCGUCGACCCCUGGCUCCAGCAGCAGCAGUCCCCAACCCAAGAAAGACUCGAUGAGCUCAGAGCAGCGACAGAAACUCGCGAAGGAACGCAGAGAGGAGCGUGCUCGUUAUAUCGAACAACAAACUCAGCUGCAAGCCGUGAAGAAGGCCCAGUGGCUGGAGAAGGAGGAGAAGGCCCGGCAGCUGAGGGAGAGCCAGCUGGAGGACCGCAGGAGGAAACUGGAGGAGCAGAGGCUGAAGGCGGAGAAACGCAGAGCGAUUCUGGAAGAGAAGCAGAGACAGAAACUGGAGAAGAACAAGGAACGAUACGAAGCGGCCAUCAAGAGGUCAACGAAGAAGACGUGGGCUGAGAUCCGCCAGCAGAGGUGGUCCUGGGCUGGCGGACUCAACCAGACUUCCCGCAGAGAAAGCAGAUGCUCGGCCUCCACGGUCAACUUGCCCAGACAGGUGGACCCUGUCAUUAACAACAGGCUGUCCAAGUCCUCUGCUACGCUCUGGAACUCCCCCAACAGAACCCGCAGCUUGCGCCUCAGCCCAUGGGAGAGCCGCAUCGUAGAGCGGCUCAUGACGCCGACGCUGUCCUUCCUCGCCCGAAGCCGCAGUGCCGCCACGCUCCUGAACAGCAGCGACUCCCACUCUCACCGUUGCUCCCGUUCAGCCUCGGCCAGCCCCUUCAACACCUGCUCGCAUCAGCACAAGAGCACAGCCGAGCGCUGGAGAGUUUCCUCUGCCAGCACGCCAGACAUCACGCAGAGGCAGCGCCGACGCAACUCCACACCGAUGGACAAGAAGAAGAAGGAGAAAAAGGACAAGGAGAGAGAGAACGAGAAAGAGAAAAAUGCUCUCACCAAAGAGAGAGUGCAGAAGAAGAGACAGACGACAUCAUCACCGAACGCCACCAUCUCCAGAUCCAGACCUCAGGGCAGUGCUCCGAGGCCCAGGAACAGACCUCCUUCACCUGCUCCCAAAUGCCGGCCACUGUCCCCUCUGGUGCCAGCACCAACCUCCAAGACCCCCACAGGCAAAAAGACAGCUCCACCUUCAGCUGUCACCAAGAGCCGACCCAAACGGGCCCAGACACCUGCCAGAGUGCAGGCCCAGACCAUCUCUGCAGUAACCGUGGAAACCAGAGAUGAGACGCAGCAGGCCGAUGUUUCAGAGGAGAAAAAGACCUGCAGCAACGUUCCUGCCAUAGUGGUCUCCACAGCUCCGCUCACACCUCCAUCUCUCAGUGCUCCGAUCGUAGCAUCAGCACCUCCAUCUGCGCCGAGCGCUCAGCCCGCUGCAGCUCCUGCAGUUGCCUCCGUCAGCGCCACAUCCACACCAGCCAACAAACCGUCGGCCGGCACCAACGACCCAGAGGAGGCGGCUCGCGUCCUGGCAGAGAAACGAAGACAGGCCAGAGAACAGCGGGAGAGGGAGGAGCAGGAACGUCUGGAGCAGGAACAACGGAACAGGGUCCUGCGGGAGGAGGCGAUGGCCCGCGAGGCCGAGGAGAGGAAGCACAGGAAGGAGGAGGCCCGUUUUAUGGCGGAGCAGCAGCGUCUGAGAGAUGAAGCCCAGCGGGCCGAGGAGGAGAUGGAGGCGCAGAGGAGGGCCAAAGAAGAGCAAGAGGAGAACGAGAGGCUGCAGAGGCAGAGGGAGGAAGCGGAGGCCAAAACCCGAGAGGAGGCAGAGCGUCAGCGCAUUGAGAGGGAGAAACACUUCCAGAAAGAGGAGCAAGAGCGGCUGGAGAGGAAGAAGCGCCUCGAGGAGAUCAUGAAGAGGACUCGGAAGAGCGAUGCAGGAGAGAAGAAGGACGUCAGAGCGCCCCAGCAGGUCAACGGCUCCCAGCUCAGUCAGGCUCCUGGUAACCUGCAGGGCCCCUCCCCAGUGGCCCCUGGCCCUCUUCAGACUGGCCCCCUGGUUGUAAACGGAGUCCAGCCCAGCACGCAUCAGAACGGCGUCUCAGCCAACGGUGAGCUGGAGAAGAUGAUGACCAGCGGCCCACAACAGCAGCAGGGGCCGCUGGUCGCCGAGCCGCUGCUGGCCUUUGAGGGGGCGGAGCCUUACCUGAUGAAGACGGGCGCCAUGAAGCCUCAGCAUGUCGCAGAGGUGCUGUAAGCCGUUAUGGAGACACGCCCCGUCUCUCUGCUGGAGCUUGGAGAUGCACGCCUCACAGACCACGGCGGCUUCUGCAACAGAGUGCCAAACAAGGAGCUGAAACAUUAAACCUAAAGUUUUCUCUGUCGUCACUGCGUGUUCCAGUGCAGCAUCUGUAGAGUUUUACUGACCUGUCACAGCUGAGUGGAUGGUGCACCUUGGAGAUGACCGACUGACUGUAACUGAGCUUAGAACAGCUGACAGUGGCUCCUAUUAUUCUGACCGUUGUUAUGGUGUUGUUCCUGUGACCUUCAGUUGAACUUUGUGUGUGUGUUUGCUGUUUUUUGUCCUGAAUUGUUGAGUUAUUUAACGUCAGCAUCGCCGUAUGGGCCGGCCGCAGGUGUAAAUGUAAAAAUGGGCGGCUGCUUCCUGUUACAGGAAACCUGUGAAUAAAUAAAGCUUUGAGGAAAAGGGA